AGGACCAGAGUCUCGGAGUCUCUCCAGUCCUAUCUGACCAAUCUCGUCUCAACCCUCUGUGCCCGCUCGUGCCUGGGAACCGGCCAUGAAGCAGGAUUUCGCCUAUGAUAAUGCGGGCUACGAAAGCAGUGAGAACAGUGUGGCCACCAGUACGGUCCACAUUGUGGGCAUGACAUGCCAGUCUUGUGUCAAGACCAUCGAGAGCAUGGUGUCCAGCAUGGAUGGCAUCGUGAGCGUUAAGGUCUCCCUGGAGCAGGGCAACGCCGCCGUGCGGUACAUGCCGUCCGCCGUGAGCCUGCAGCAGGUCUGCUACCUCAUCGAGGACAUAGGCUUCGAAGCCAGUGUCACCGGAGGGAAGGCUGCCCCCAGGCCCUCCCCCGUGGGGGAGGCCCUGGUCAAGCUUCGAGUGGAAGGCAUGACCUGCCAGUCCUGCGUCAACUCUAUCGAGGGCAAGCUAGGGAAGCUGCAGGGUGUGGUGCGCGCCAAAGUCUCCCUGGGCAACCAGGAGGCCGUCAUCGCCUAUCAGCCUUACCUUAUUCAACCAGAGGACCUCAGGGACCACGUCAGCGACAUGGGAUUCGAAGCUACCAUCAAGCACAAGGCAGCCCCCCUGAGCCUGGGGCCAAUCGAUAUCGGACGCUUGCAAAGCACGAACCCAAAAAGGCUCUCAACUCCUGUUCCUCAGAGUCCCCGUGGUCCUGAGCCCCCGGGGGACCAAGGAAGCCCCGGCGUCACCCUGCAGCUGAGGGUAGAGGGAAUGCGGUGUAAGUCUUGUGUCUUCAACAUUGAAAACAACAUCGGCCGGCUCCCCGGGGUCCACGAGAUCCAAGUGUCCUUGGAGCAUGGAACAGCUCAAGUACACCUUGAGCCUUCUCUCAUCUCCCCUGAGACCCUCCAGGAGGCCAUUGAAGCUCUUCCCCCGGGGAACUUCCAAGUUUCUCUUCCUGGGGCCUCAGAAGGGAAUGGGACUGAGCGCCGGGCCUCUGGCUGCUCCCAGCGGAGUGAGGAGCCUGGAGCGCACAGCAGGGUGACGCUUGCCAUUGCAGGCAUGAAGGGCGCAUCCUGCGUCCAGUCGAUCAAAGGAGUCCUCUCCCAGAGGGAAGGUGUGCGGCGGGUGUCUGUCUCCCUGGCAGAAGGGACCGGCAGCAUCCUCUUUCACCCUGCUCUGCUGAACCCAGAAGAGCUCAGAGCUGCUGUCCAAAACAUGGGAUUCGAGGUGACCAUCCUCUCCGACAACUCUUCCAGCAACCAUACUGGAAGCCUGGGUGCUGGGAAUGCUGCGGUACAAACGCCAGGUGGCACCCCGAUGUCCACACAGGCGCCCCCUGACAGGAGGUCCCCUCGGAGCCCCCACCCCGGCCACUCGUCUCGCUCCCCACCAUCUCCAGAGGUGGCUCCGCAGAAAUGCUUUUUACAGAUCACGGGCAUGACUUGUGCCUCCUGUGUGUCCAACAUAGAGCGGAGCCUGCAGAAAGAAGCCGUGGGGAAGCGCAUCACUGUGCCCCAGGAGUUUGGAGGUGGGGGCCUAAAGUCUUGUGGGGAAAGGCUUGUGGCUGCCUUUCCCCAGAACUCCCCAAGGUGCCUUGGGUCGGGCCCUGUCCCCGCUCCGUGGGUGGGAUGUCUGUCAUCUGUGUUACAGAUCCGAGGGAUGACCUGCGCCUCCUGUGUUCACAACAUCGAGUCCAAGCUCACGAGGACACACGGCAUCACCUACGCCUCUGUGGCCCUCGCCACCAGCAAAGCCCAUGUGAAGUUUGACCCCGAAAUCAUCGGUCCACGGGAUAUUGUGAAAAUCAUCAAGGAAACUGGCUUUCAUGCUUCCUUGGCCCAGAGAGACCCCAACGCUCAUCACCUGGACCACAGACUGGAAAUAAAGCAGUGGAAGAAGUCUUUCCUGUGCAGCCUGGUGUUCGGCAUCCCUGUGAUGGGUCUGAUGAUCUACAUGCUAAUCCCCAGCCAAGAGCCCCAUGAGGCUAUGGUCCUGGACCACAACAUCAUCCCCGGACUGUCCAUUCUAAACCUCAUCUUCUUCAUCCUGUGUACCUUUGUUCAGUUCCUCGGCGGGUGGUAUUUCUACGUCCAGGCCUACAAGUCUCUGAAGCACGGGGCGGCCAACAUGGACGUGCUCAUCGUGCUGGCCACGAGCAUCGCCUACGCCUACUCCCUGGUGAUCCUGGUGGUGGCCAUCGCGGAGAGGGCCGAGAGGAGCCCGGUGACCUUCUUCGACACGCCGCCCAUGCUCUUUGUGUUCAUUGCCCUGGGGCGGUGGCUGGAGCACGUGGCCAAGAGCAAAACCUCAGAAGCCCUGGCCAAGCUCAUGUCUCUCCAAGCCACGGAGGCCACCGUCGUGACCCUGGGGGAGGACAACGUCAUCAUCAGAGAGGAGCAGGUGCCCAUGGAGCUGGUGCAGCGGGGUGACAUCAUCAAGGUGGUCCCUGGAGGGAAGUUCCCAGUGGACGGGAAGGUCCUGGAAGGUAACACCAUGGCCGACGAGUCCCUCAUCACAGGAGAAGCCAUGCCGGUCACCAAGAAGCCAGGCAGCACGGUGAUCGCAGGCUCCCUCAACGCCCACGGCUCUGUGCUCGUGACUGCCACCCACGUGGGCCGAGACACCACCCUGGCCCAGAUUGUGAAGCUGGUCGAAGAGGCCCAGAUGUCAAAGGCACCCAUUCAGCAGCUGGCUGACCGGUUCAGUGGGUAUUUUGUCCCCUUCAUCAUCGUCAUUUCGACGUUGACGUUGGUCGUAUGGAUUAUCAUCGGUUUUAUUGAUUUUGGUGUUGUUCAGAAACACUUCCCUGGCCACAGCAAGCACAUCUCGCAGACAGAGGUGAUCCUGCGGUUUGCCUUCCAGACGUCCAUCACCGUGCUGUGCAUCGCCUGCCCCUGCUCCCUGGGCCUGGCCACGCCCACGGCCGUCAUGGUGGGCACCGGGGUGGCUGCGCAGAACGGCAUCCUCAUCAAGGGGGGCAAGCCCCUGGAGCUGGCACACAAGAUAAAGACCGUGAUGUUUGACAAGACGGGCACCAUCACCCACGGGGUCCCCAAAGUCACACGCUUCCUCCUGCUGGUGGAUGUGGCCGCGCUCCCUCUCAGGAAGGUCCUUGCUGUGGUGGGGACCGCCGAGGCCAGCAGUGAGCACCCCUUGGGCGUGGCGGUCACCAAGUACUGUAAAGAGGAACUUGGAACAGAAGCCCUGGGCUACUGCACGGACUUCCAGACAGUCCCGGGCUGUGGCAUCGGCUGUAAGGUCAGCAACGUGGGCGGCACCCUGGCCCCGAAGGAGCACCUGAACGGAGUGAGCAACGGGCCCGCCGAGAAAGACGCGGCCCCCGAGACCUUCUCCGUGCUGAUCGGGAACCGCGAGUGGAUGAGGCGCAAUGGCUUGUCCAUCUCCAGCGACGUCAGUGCCGCGAUGACAGACCACGAGAUGAAAGGGCAGACGGCCGUCCUGGUGGCCAUCGAUGGUGUCCUCUGCGGCAUGAUCGCCAUCGCGGACUCUGUCAAGCAGGAGGCCGUGCUGGCUGUGCACACGCUGAAGAGCAUGGGGGUGGACGUGGUUCUGAUCACCGGGGACAACCGCAAGACGGCCCGGGCCAUCGCCACGCAGGUCGGCAUCAACAAGGUCUUUGCCGAAGUGCUGCCCUCCCACAAGGUGGCCAAGGUCCAGGAGCUGCAGCUCCAAGGGAAGAGGGUUGCCAUGGUCGGAGACGGGGUCAAUGACUCCCCGGCUUUGGCCCGGGCCGACGUGGGCAUUGCUAUCGGGACGGGCACGGACGUGGCCAUCGAGGCGGCCGACGUGGUUCUCAUCAGGAAUGACCUCCUCGACGUGGUGGCCAGCAUCCACCUUUCCAAGAGGACCGUGCGGAGAAUACGGACCAACUUGGUCCUGGCGUUGAUCUACAACCUGAUUGGGAUACCCAUUGCGGCAGGUGUCUUCAUGCCCAUCGGCAUCGUGCUGCAGCCCUGGAUGGGGUCGGCGGCCAUGGCGGCCUCCUCGGUCUCCGUGGUGCUAUCGUCCCUGCAGCUCAAGUGCUACAGGAAGCCAGACUUGGAGUGGUACGAGGUGCAGGCCCAUGGCCGCCUGAAGCCCCUGACCCCAUCCCAGGUCAGCGUGCACAUCGGUUUGGAUGACCGCCUGCGGGACGCCCCCCGGCCCUCGCUGUGGGACCAGGUCAGCUACGUCAGCCAGGUGUCUCUUACCUCAGACAGGCUGUCCCGGCACAGUGCCGCAGCCGACGACGGCGGGGACAAGUGGUCCCUGCUUCUAACGGACAGGGAUGAGGAGGAGUACAUCUGAAGGCUCCAGGCAGGUGCAGAUCCAGCAGGCUUGUCUCCAGGGAGCAGCUGUGCCCCUAACACGCUGCUGGCAGACUGAGGGCACUGUGUGGCACAGCAGCCAGGGCCAGGGUGGUGGAGCCAGCAGACCCUCCCGGCCCUCCCUGUAGCCAUCUCCUAUUGGCCAUGCGAGCAGCAUCCGUCUGAACAGGACUGACCUCCCUGGGCCCUGCUGGCCCCAGGGCAUGCCUACCUGGCCGCCUCCUCCCCUUCCUCCUCCUCCUCCUCAGUGACUUCGGCUUGGACAAGAGGGGAGAGCAAGGUGGGCCUCCUCCCCGGCCUCAGCUCUUCUCUGUGGAUGACUACUUGCAAAAGACCAGGAACCUCAUCAGAACCAAAAACUGAGCCAGGUCUUUCCGUAGGACUCAAGAGCACUAUGUUGGGCUCUUCUGGUGAUGUCCCCACGUGUGUGAGAUCACAGUUUAUACCUCAGCUGCACCUGCUGUGGUCUGUUAGCGCCACCUCAUCCUCCUCUUCUGCCUGUGCUCAGUGUCCAGCCGUCCUGGAGGUCCCUGCUGCCAUCCCCCAAACACACUCUGUCUGCGCACUUCCUGCCCAAGCCUGUCCUCUCCCACACACGCCUUCUCCGCUUCCUCAAGUUCAGACUCAUCUCGAGGUGUCCUGGCUUCCCAUCCCGGACUCUGGACAGUCCAGUCUUCAUGCAGGCAGGCUGAGUCCCGUGGGAGGCCUUCCUGGUGCUUGACGUGAAUGCCCUGUAAGGUUAGGAGGGUGCGUGCAGGGGUGGCUGGCCAGGCCCCAGGGGCACAGCCUACCUUGUGUUCUAUGUAGAUGUCACCUCUCAGAAGCUACUAGAUAAUGCUUGGGAGUGGUGCCCUGGAGUCAGCAGGGACAGCCCAGUAAGUGAGUCACCGGGCUCCUCCAAUAGCCUUCUCCACAUGUGCCUUAGGACAGCGGUGUCCCAAAGGAAGAGACUCUUUUUUCCCAGGGCUCCAAAUGAGUCCCACCAUGGCCAAUGCAGCGAAAUGGAAACUGACCUGAAUUUGUAAAACAUGGGUGUUCCGGAAUGGGCAGAUGACGAGCCCCAGAAUGAGAGACUCAGAAGAGCCCCAGUGAGCCCUUUCCAGAGCCUGAGGCUGGAGACUGGAUGGUCCCCAACACUGGAGGCCGCCGUCUGGAAGCCGGCCACUGUCAUUAUCACCUCUGUCGGGGCUGCCCUGGUGUUCUAAGAGGGAGGCUAAGUUCCUAGGAGUAUGCGGCCUAUCAUUUUUCCUUUUGGGUUAUCAUUCCAGUACGCCCACAUUCUGAAAAUGUGAGCCUCUGGUAGGGAGCUUUGUUGCCCAGGACGGCGCCAGAGAGAACCUGUUCAGAGCCUGCUCAGGCUUUCUCGCUCUGGGCGACUUCCUGGUGGUGACACGCCAUCCAUCCGAGCUGGGAGAGUGGAUCGUGCUUCGACCCUGAAGUCGGCUGGUGAUUGGCCAGAGCCACACGGGAGUGGACGGGUGGAAUCUGACAUUACAUUCUUUAGAGGCCGGCGGUCCCAUACAACAGAUAAUGAGACCGUGACCUAGUGUCAGUUAUAUCCCAGGCGAAUGUCACCACUUUUGCUAUGUUACCUCUACUCCUGAAAGCAAACUAGCAAGGUAGAUCUCGGUGCCCCCUUUUCAGGUGAGGGAGCAGAUUCCCGCCCCCGCCGCCGGUAUGUGUGCCGGGGACAGGAAUGUGAAGCCAUGUCUGUUGGCUCGGAAGUCUUCCACUCUGCAGGUGCUCGAAGCUCCGCGUGCUGGAUGAGAAGGAAGACGCGAGCAAACAGUUCUUGGCCCGGGAAGACCGCAGCUGCAGGGUUUGGUCUCGUGGUGACUGCUAGCGAGGUCUCAUGUGGGCUGCAUGGUUUCCUUUUUCCAUGAGUUGACGUCUGCCGAGCUUCGUCCUCUGAAGUCCAAGUGCCAGCGUGGUUCGAUUUUGCUUUUUGCCGUUUGGAAGCUGCCUCUCCCUCCCUGCUCCUCUCCCUGCACUGGGCCAGUCAUCUCCCCCCAUUCUUCUACCUGCCCGGGGACACCUCUAAUCAUGUUGUCUCUACAAUGUAGUGUUGUGUCUUAUGAAAAAGCUUUUAGCACCAUAAAUGUAUGUAUUUAUGCGCAUGGGGAUAUUUAUGUGAUUGAAAGAAAAUAAUGAAUUAAAAAAAGAAAAUAAUGAUUUAACUGUUCUAAGUGUAAGGGGGGAUUUUGUUGUUGUUUUUGCCUUUUUUGUUGUUGUUGUUGUUGUUUGUUUUCCUGGAGACAUUUUCUUUGGUCAGAUAAGAACACUUCCCGUUUUAAAAAUCUGUUCAGUAGAAUAACGUUUCAUGUUACACAUCUGAAACUCUGCUUUGGUUCUGUCCUGUGAGAC
Molecule: messenger RNA, 6681 nt
Organism: Echinops telfairi (small Madagascar hedgehog)
Lineage: Eukaryota; Metazoa; Chordata; Mammalia; Afrosoricida; Tenrecidae
Gene: ATP7B
Product: ATPase copper transporting beta
Exons: 20
Coding region: 86-4297 (1403 amino acids)
Biological process (GO): monoatomic cation transport; copper ion homeostasis
Cellular component (GO): membrane
Molecular function (GO): ATP binding; ATP hydrolysis activity; copper ion binding
Source: RefSeq, a predicted model, not a curated record